AGACGAACUGAACACAUUUGACAAACACGAACGUGGGAGGCAGAAAGAAGCGUGUUACACAGGCUAAUAACCACUGGUUCAAGAUAAACGUAGUCUAUAUGCCAAAUAGCCUUUUGUUUGUUAUCAGUAUAUUUAUUUCCCAUCAGUCUCAGAGAAAUAUUUAUUUCUAGCUUGCUAGCUCAGCGACGUUCAUAUCUGAGGGCGUCCGAUUUCCCCUCCUCUUCAGAGGCAUUACGAUGCCCUCUGAUUUUAUAUCCCUACUCAGCGCGGAUCUCGACCUGAAUUCCCCCAAAUCCCUAUAUUCCAAAGAAUCAGUGUAUGACCUUCUCCCCAAAGAGCUGCAGCUGCCAUCCUCCACUCAGCAAAACCCAGCAGCAGCCAUGAGCCAGAAGAGUGGUGGAGAGGCGGUUCCUUCUCCCUCAGCUCCCCUUGACUCAGAUGCCACCAACGUCUCCUCUUCUAUGACCAUGGGAGGCCCUCGCAGUGCUUUUCCCACCUCUUCCAGCUCCACCAUGCACUCCACUACUUCAGCCAUCGACCAGACCUCUGCUCACACCAGCAUCGCCGCUCCAGACGAAGGUGUAAGUAGCAGAGCGGUGGCCGAGAUGCUUGGAGCCGAGGGCGGGACUGGCAACAGUGGGAGUGCUGGUGGCGGCAGGGCUGGCGGCGAGAAAGGAGGAGGGGCAGGAUCCCUAGGUGGAGGAGGAAGAGGGGGGGCAUCCCAGGAGGCCCAGCAGCAUCAGCAGAUGACCCCCUCCAAGAGGCGGACGGUGCUGAACAUCUCGCCUCCGCCCGAGGACCUGUUUGACGACAGCCGCAUGUCCUGCCAGGAGGAUCAGCUCCAGGACUCCGAGCAGAGCAACAGCAUCUGGAUGGAUGACUCCGCCUCCAACUUCAGCAUCGUCAGCUCCAGCUCCUACAACGACAACACAGAGGUGCCCCGGAAGUCCCGCAAGCGCACCCCCCGCCAGCGACCCGGGCCCAAGCCUGCCUCGGCCGAGGAGGCCAGCAUGGACGUGUUUGAUGCAGACAGUGCCAAAGGGCCUCACUUUGUGCUCUCACAGCUGGGCUCAGACAGCAAGGCCUGUACCAAAGGAAGUUCGGCAGAUGGCUCCCAAACAACCCAUCAGAAAGGUGGGACCCUAGCGAGCCAGUUCCCUCAGAAGAGUGAGGGCAAGGAGCUGAAGAUCCUGGUCCAGCCUGAGACCCAGCACAGAGCCCGCUACCUGACUGAGGGCAGCAGGGGGUCAGUGAAGGACCGCACUCAGCAGGGCUUCCCCACCUUAAAGCUGGAGGGUGUGAAUGAGGCAGUGGUGCUGCAGGUGUUUGUGGGUAAUGACGCUGGGCGUGUAAAGCCACAUGGGUUCUACCAGGCCUGCAGGGUGACGGGGCGCAACACCACAGCCUGCAAGGAGGUGGACAUCGAGGGCACCACUGUCAUUGAAGUGUCCCUGGACCCCAGCAAUAAUAUGACCCUGGCGGUGGACUGCGUGGGGAUCCUGAAGCUGCGUAACGCUGAUGUGGAAGCUCGUAUCGGGGUGGCCGGCUCCAAAAAGAAGAGCACGCGUGCCAGGCUGGUGUUUCGGGUCAACAUCCCCAGGUCGGACGGCUCGGUGCUCACGUUACAGACACCGUCGUCCCCCAUCCUGUGCACCCAGCCUGCAGGGGUGCCUGAGAUUCUGAAGAAGUCCCUCCAUAGUUGCUCGGCGAGGGGGGAUGAGGAGGUCUUCAUCAUUGGGAAGAACUUCCUCAAGGACACCAAGGUCAUAUUCCAGGAAAAUGUGUCAGAUGAGAAGUCUUGGAAGGCAGAGGCUGAAAUUGACAUGGAGCUGUUUCACCAGAAUCACUUGAUUGUGAAGGUUCCUCCAUACCAGAACCCAGCCAUCGUGUCUGCGGUGUGUGUGGGGAUCUACGUGGUGACCAAUGCUGGCCGAUCCCACGACGUGCAGCCUUUUACAUACACUCCCGAACCAGUGGACAUAUCUGUGAAGAAAGAAGUUCCAUCUCCAGGCAAGCCCUGCUCUUUUGAUCAACGGAUGAAAGUAAUUGAUGGUGCCUUGAUGCCCCCAAUGUUGCCUCUUGUGAAGAGAGAAGAGGUCACUCCAAUGGAGGUCUCCAGCAACCUCCCUUCUGCUGGCAUUUUCAAGCGAACCCCCGAUGUCAUGUGUUCGGUCCAGCAGACGCUGGACAUGAGUUCCAACCUUCCCCCCAACAACAGCCCGUUCUCCAACUCCUUGCCGCGGUCUGCCAGUGACCCUGAUGAAUCCCAAACAGCAGUCUUCAACAGUGCAGAGGCCCUGAGCACCAUACAGAAGCAGGACAUCGCUCCCACCAACUCCUUCCCCGUGCCUGCAGACUCUCUACUCCAACCUGGGCCUCAGCAGUUCCUCCUGGAGCCCAGAGAGGGGCUGGGGCAGGACAGGGCCGGCAACAACGCUGGGGCGGUAGGGAGGCUCAGUCAACAAGUGGAGGCCCCUCAACCUGCCCCCCAGCAGCACCAGCUGCCCAUAUUCCCCCCAGACGAGGUGGCCCAACUGGAACAAGCAGUGAGACAACUGCAGGCCAAAGGGUACUGCAGCCAGCAGCAACAGCGACAACAGCAACAGAUUCAGCAGCAACAAAUUCAGCAACAACAGCAGCAACAAAUUCAGCAACAACAGCAGCAACAAAUUCAGCAACAACAGCAGCAACAAAUUCAGCAACAGCAACUACAGCAACAACAGAUUCAACAUCAACAAAUUCAGCAACAACAGCAAAUUCAACAGCAACAAAUUCAACAGCAACAAAUUCAACACCAGCAGCAGCAACAGCAAGUGUUGGAGAACCUGCAGCAGCAGCUGUUUCAGUCACAGAUGCCCAUGCAAUGUGGCAUAUUCCAAGGCGGUUCUCGAGGUGAGAACACUGAACAGCAGGGUUCCCAGCAGGGCAUGGUGCAGAACCAUGGUUCCCUCUUUCAGCAGGCCCAACAGCAGCAGCAGCAACAACAACAGAAACAGCAGCAGCAAGCAGCACUCUUUCAGCAAGCCAAUGAGAUCCUCUCCAUUCAGACCAACUUCCUCCAUCAGACCCCUUCUCAUCCCUCUCCACCCCUCUUUCAUAACCCCAGCCCCCUGACUGAGGCACAGGACCCACAGGGGGCGCUGUUCCACACUCAGAAGGCCUCUCCCACCCAGGAGCAGGUCCAGGCAACCCUCUUCCAGAACACCCUGACAGUGUUGAGUAGGACCAGCCUCUCCCCAGAGCAGCCCCCCUCUCCCGCCAACCUGUUCCUCCCCCAGAGUACCCUGCCCGGGCAGCUCUCCGCUAGCGGUAGCCAGCAGCAGCAGCUGGCCUUCCUCAGUGCCCUGCAGACCUCUGCCACUGAGCCUCAGUCAGUGUUCCAGGCUCAGACCCAGCUUUCCCCCAUCCAGCAGGGAACCCCCAUGGAGCAGCAGCAGCCAUCCCAGCCUCAGCCCCAGCCUCAGCCACCUCAGCAGAACUCCAUGUUUCAGAACAUCUCCCCUCAUCCACCUGCAAACACUCUCUCUCAGACCCAGCAGCAGCAGGCCAGUCUACUGUUUUGCAGCAACCCCCUCUCCACUCCAGAGCAGGCCCCCAGUCUGCUGUUCAGUGGCCAGGGCCAGAUGCCCCCCAUGAGCAGCAGCAGCCUGAACUCUCAGGAGCCCCAAAACCCCUCCAUGCUGUUCUCUCAGGCCAGCAUGGUGACAGUUAGCCAGCAGGAAUCCUCUGAGCCCAUGGCCUUCCAGGACCAGAGCCAGGUGGUGGGGAACCCCUCAGAGCCUCGCCAGCAGGGCCUGUUCCAAGAGCAGCAGCCCAUGCAACUGAUCACCAGCUCCAACAACGGCCCAGAGCAGCCCGUCUCCCUCUUCAUGCCCCAAUCCAACAUGGCUGCCCUGCAGGGUUGCAUGGCUGCCCAGGAGCUCCCGCAGACGGGCAUCUUCAGCAGCCAGAAUGGGGUGGCAGGCCUGCAGACCACCACCUCCUCCCCUGUGCAGCAGCCAGGGUCUCUGUUCCAGACAGCAGUCAGUGGGACCCUCAACCAGCCCAGCGAGGUCCAGCAGCCAGGCCUCUUCCUCUUUGGGAUUCAGAAUGAGUGUGGCCAGCUGAUAACCUCUCCUGGAACCACUCUGUCUGAUCAGAUCAUUGCCAUCAGUCAGUCUGGUCAGAACCAGAGAGAGAGCGAGGCCCAGAUCCAGUCACUGCUCAACCAGUCCAUGUCUGAGUCAGGGAGCAUGCAGAGCAGCAUGACCGCCUCCCAGAACAUGGAGAAGAUAGAUGACCUGCUUGUUAGCCUGCAGGAGCAGGGCAACAACCUCACUCGCUCCUACUAGGCCUACUAUAGGUUUUAGGAGCCCCGAAGGCCCCCAGUGUGGACCCCCAUUACAGACUGCAGAAGACCCCAGUGUGGACCCCCAUUACAGACUGCAGAAGACCCCAGUGUGGACCCCCAUUACAGACUGCAGAAGACCCCAGUGUGGACCCCCAUUACAGACUGCAGAAGACCCCAGUGUGGACCCCCAUUACAGAUGGCAGAAGAAUGGAAACAAAUUCAACAGUGGGCUCCUGUCCAAACUCCAAGUUACAUGUAAGCCUCAGCGGCCUUCUUCUCCAAGGACAGUCUUCAUGUGUAGAUGCUCCACAGUGGCGCCGAGCGGGGUACCAGUCCGCCACUGCGUCUAAACCUGGACCUCAAAAUAGGACAUAGGUUGUAGUCACCCCAUAACUGCAGUGUGGUCAAUGUAUCUCACAGCUAGUCGCCUCCAGCUGUUAUUGAAACAUGACACUUUGAAAUGUUUGGCUAACUCAUCAGUUCUCAGAGCAGCACUUUGUGGUGUGGUUUUAUAAGGAUGGUGGUGGAAGCUCGCGCAGCAUUCUGUCUUCUCCAGGACCAGAAUGUGGGCUCACAAUUGUUUAUAACGCAUUGUUGUCCUUUUUAUACGAUAUUAAAAGUAUUUUAGGAAAUAGCAAAAGAAGAUAUACAAUUUGUGAAAAACAAACCUUUGUAAGAUAUUUUGACAUGAAUUCGUUCAGCACUUUACGAUGCUUUCCUUUAGUGACCAUUUACUCAUUAAGUUGGCCCAUGCAUUCACUCGUCAGCUAUUUAUCUCUCCUGCUGUUUACUGGAUGUACAGCUCGACUACUUUAUUACUCCUGCAUGUGUGUUGAGUUAUGGCUUUAGUUUUUAUUGCUCCUUUCAUGAAACACCCGUUUAUCUUAUUGGCAGCCAUCUUCCUAUCCUGAGAAUAACUCCAACUAUUUUAGUAUUACACCAUGGAUUUCUUUCCCUGAUUAGACUCUGGAGUACGAGAGAUGCUCUAGAUUAGGGUCAAUGUGGAUCAAGAAAAAAUACAAUAAUUCAGCCUUUAAAUCAUUCAUUUCCAGUCUACAUAAUUCAAUAAUAGGCCUACAGUUUGAAUAAAUCAUAACCAUAUAUGCGUACCAUAUACCAGUGCGCACGGUUGUCUGAUUGAUGUAAUUAAAGAGUAUAUUGUUAUUUGUAUCAUUCUAUGGCAAGUGUAGAUAAUGUGUUGUUUUGUAGUGAUGUCUCCAUGGCAGAUGUUUGUAUUAGCUCACGUCUGGCACGCACGAACUAGACUUAUCUAUAGAUCAGAGAGGAGUUUUCCGUAUGUUUGUCUUACUGUAAAACAGCAACUCUCUUGCCUACAGUGGGCCACCCCAGGACCUGAGUCAAGGCCUCAAGUCACAGCCUCCUUUUUCGUCUUCAUGAAUGGCCAGUUUCAUGGCUCUUAUUGAUUGGUGUGUUCAUAUUUGUCGUUUGAGACUAGCCAUGUUUUGACAUGGAGAAAAUGGUGAAAGUGACUGGAGCAGUUAUUUGUUUUGCCUUGACCAUGAAUGGUGGUUUGUAGUUGGAUUGUUCGUGUCAGGUGUGAUAUACAGAUGUAGGAUCUUAAUUUGAUCACUCUUUUGUUGCUGAGAAUUUUCCUGCACCGCAAGAAAUACAAACUUGUAGUUUUUCUUAUAUAUAUAUAUUGUACUUUUUACCCCCAAUUGGAUAUCACGAAAUUGGUAGUUGGUCUUGUACCAUCGCUGCAACUCCUGUACGAACUCGGGAGAGGUGAAGGUCGAGAGCCAUGCGUCCUCUGAAACUUGACCCUGCCAAGCCGCACUGCUUCUUGACACACUGCUCGCUUGACCCGGAAGCCAGCCGCACCAAUGUGUCGGAGGACACACUGUACAGCUGGCGACCAAAGUGAGCGUGCAUGCGCCCGGCCCGCCACAAGGAGUCGCUAGAGCGCGAUGGGACAAGGACAUUGUGCGCCACAUCAUGGUUAUUCCCAGUCAUGGCCAGCUGUGACACAGCCUGGGAUCGAACCCGGGUCUGUAGUGACACCUCAAGUGCUGCAGUGCUUCACCUCUCGGAAGGCAUGUGUAUUUAAGUUUUGAAAAGGUUUCUAAAGUUUGUAUUUUCGACUUUGAAAUUUCAGACUUGAUUUACCCUAAUGAAAAAUGCAUCAACCCCUACAAAAAUGUCCAUUAAUUAUAAUCCACAGAAUAAUUCACAUUUCCUUUUGCUGCAGGAUUAUUUUUCUGCUGUAGCAAACUGGUUCAAUAUAAGAUCCCACACCUGUACUGCUGCCAAACUGGUUUGUGCUUUUAUUCUCUACAUGUGAGUAUUGGGCUGAAGUGGAGCCAACAGUAAGAUUGUGUCUUGUUUUUAGUCUGAAUCUGAGUAUACGCAUGAACAAGGGGCUGGUCUCUGAUAACAACAAGAACAGCUUAGUUGAGUGUCUCCAUCUUUCUCUCUUAUUGUUGUUGUCUGUUAGUGUGUGUUCUUAACAUCAUUACCUUUUAUUCACUUUAAAAACAAGAAGAUUUUUAAAAUGUAGAGUAUUUAAACUAUUUUUAGUAAUGUGAUUGGUGGGGCCCCAUAUUCCCCAUCCCAGAGCUUGAGCUGUGUUCUUUUAGAUAUUUAAAGGGACCCUACUCAUGAAGAAUGAACCGUUAAGUUGCUUUAGAGAAAAGAGCUGUCUGUGAUUGGCUUUCUUCAACUCUUGUGAAAAACUAGUACUUUUGUUUCCAAUAGUCAUGAGUAUUUAUGUGAAUUUUUUAUAAGAUUUACAAAUAUUUUAUCAUAUCUUUUUUACUGGUGUAGUUCUAAUACAUCUUUUCAGAAAUCAUAUCUAAUUUAUUUGUUGUUUUUUUUGUCUUAGAUAUUGUGUCCCACAAUCAUCUUUGUCCUACAAAUGACUUGAUGUACAAGUUUGGUUCUGAUUUAACUCCGUAAUUGUAUUAAUAUUAGUUAUGUGGUUUUGGCCCUUCCCCACCUGUUGAAACUGUAACUGGCAGUGUUCUUGUGUGACAUAUCUGUCAGUGAAGCUUAUCUUCUCCUUCUGAGGACAGGGAUACAACUUUAUGGUUGAGGGAGUUCAAAUGUACCAUGUACACUACGAGUCACAUGUACUUUCCUGUGCAUUGUUUUCCUCCUUAGAUAGAUUUCUGUUCAUAUGCCAGGUUGAGAUCAAUUGUACAGUAUGUUUGUCCAAAGCUGAUAGUUUAAGUCAAACCCUUGUGAUAUAAUUUGUGAAACAUUGAACAUGUACUGUCACAUCUACAGCUUAUUUCACCUCUUGAAUAAGGAAAGAGCAGGAAGUUAUUGGACAACUAUGCCAGUUAUAAAGCCAUACAGACAGGUAAAACAGCAUCUAUUAAAUAUUUGUUAAUAGGGUUUACAAAAAACUCCAAACGCAGAAUGUGUUUGUUACCUCAACCCGAGCAGGUUGCUAAUCAGGCCACCUUACUCAACAUUGGACCAAUUACAAUGAUAAAGUACAUUCUUUAUAUAUAGUAUACAUACAAUAUUUUGGCAGCAGCGUGUUAAUGUUUUGUUAUGAAUACACAAUAAGCAUAUUGAGGGGGAAAAAAUACCUAUUUUCAAAUGUAACCAAUGAAUAUCCCAAAUAGUUUGAGCUUUGACAAAAGAGGCUAUUUGGUUCUGAGGCUACAUGUUUUACAUUGAUGACGACAUGAGUCUUUGUAAUUGAGUGGCGCUAUACGUUAUUGUGCCGGUUAAGGUUCCAUUUACUGAAGACCUAAAAAUGAACUACUUUUCCUACUCAACCAAUGACUACAGAAAUGCAGAGGUCACCUUGAGUUAUAUUUUUACCAUAUUUGCACCCAGACUAACCAAUGAUUUAUGACAUCACAGUGUACAGCAAAUAUAUUUUAGAAGUAUUGCUCAGUACAUUGGAUGAUAUACUUGUGCCUUGACAAACUUUUAUAGUAGAGACCAGAUUUAUCUUGUACCAGUGUUGCCUGAUUUAUUCACCGCUGAGACAAUAUUGUCAGUGGUUAUUAGCCCAUGAUAACUAGUAUCUUGCAAGCCAUACGACUUGUGUGCUUCAAAUGCCGUACAGAGAUGAGUGACCAGAUAAAUGUAUAGUGUUGUGCAUCUGAUUUUAUUUUCACGAAAAUGUUAAUUGCAUUUGUUGUUUAACGUCGUUGCAAUUGAAGUUUUGUCUCAAACUGCUAUGCAGCUUGAUUCAAUAUAAAUGUAUAUCUGUUACUUUUUUAAUAUAGAUUUGAUCUAUCUAGCCACUCUUGAUUGUUCAUUGCAAAGGGGAAACUAUAACGAAAUAUUGUAAUUCUGUUAAUUAUUUAUGUAGCUUUUUGAAAUAGUAUUGAUACUGUGUGCCACCGGGGUUUAUUGUUAUGAUUGGGCUUAUGUCAGUCAAGACCAACACAAAUUUCACCUAAUUCAAACAAACUUUUCAUUCAGAAUUUUUAUCACGGGUGUUUUGUUUAUAUUGUAAUUGUCAUCAGUUAGUCUGUUCACACACUUCUGUUUGUGUCCCCUUAACCUGUCAGGCUUUGGUUUGAUGUGAAAGUCUGCUUUACUUCCAUGAGGAUUUUUUCUGCUGGGGAUAGUAGUGAACCUGUUGAUAGCAUUGACGGGUUAUAGGUUUGGGGAGUGCAUAUCACCUAUGUGUUUUUACCUACCAUGUGAACAACAGUGAAAUAUUACCUUUGAAAAAAUGAAACGAUAUAAACGUAUUUUUGCUUUUGUUGGGGCAUUUGUAUACUCUUGCAAUUAUAUUUAUGUAAACCUGCUGGUAUCUAUAUUAAUAAAGAUAGAUGAUAUGUU
Molecule: messenger RNA, 9103 nt
Organism: Oncorhynchus masou masou (cherry salmon)
Lineage: Eukaryota; Metazoa; Chordata; Actinopteri; Salmoniformes; Salmonidae
Product: nuclear factor of activated T-cells 5-like
Exons: 14
Coding region: 237-4331 (1364 amino acids)
Biological process (GO): cytokine production; calcineurin-NFAT signaling cascade; regulation of transcription by RNA polymerase II
Cellular component (GO): transcription regulator complex
Molecular function (GO): DNA-binding transcription factor activity, RNA polymerase II-specific; RNA polymerase II cis-regulatory region sequence-specific DNA binding; transcription factor binding
Source: RefSeq, a predicted model, not a curated record